AAUAAACAGCUGGCAGCUUAGCUAAUAGUUCGACAUGUGAUGAUCAAAGUGUCUAAUUCUUAAAUCAUGAGCCUAGUUUUAGUUAUUUCACAAGCUUUUGACAUUGCCAUGCUGCUUUUUGUAUGUUCUGUGGUUAUUCAGAUGUUGAGCGCAACUUUCCUUCAAAUGGCUGUCAAAGUCUCAACAGGAAUGAGAGAAGGAACCUGUAAGUAGCAUAGAAUGUCACCGUAUCAUCUGAAUAGCAGAUGGUAGAAUGGAAAACUUCAUCGGAAGGAAUCCCAGGUACUCCCCAUCAGUUUACUCUAAGCAUCUGCUUUGGUUUUGUUCAUGAUCUUAAGCCCAUUAAUUAUUUGAGUUUGACUCAUCAUUCAGUGGAUUUGGACACAAAGAGAUUAACCUAAAGCAAGCUAUACAAAAAUAGAAGCUAGGAACAUGUACGCAUAUAAAAUAUGUGGCCUAACCUUCUUGAAACUACAUUUGCCACUGAUAAAUGUGUUCCGUUGUAAAGCUUAUGUAGCUUCAAAAUGAAGUCAUACCAUUUGAAGUCCUAGAGGAUAACAACCUACAGAAGGGGACAAAUACCAAAAGGGAAAUGGUACUCAUUGCAUAAACAUUUACACCGAGCAGAGACUAAAGUCUCCAUGUUCCUUUCUUCCUUUCUGAAUAGGAGUAGCCUACUCCUACAUUUGAGUUUGUAAGACAAACAAGUUCCUAGAAGACCGUAUCAAACCUCAAACUCUCCAUUUGAAGGAUCGGUGUUUGGAGUUAUUUUCAGGCCACCUUCGAAGUACUUUGCAUUUCCGACACUUGCGGGCAUGUGUCCCACUCCCCUCCAUUGACCUAUACGUAAACUCUUAAGGGAUUACGCUGUUGAAUAGCUUCUCGAGUUGAAUGUUAAUGUAGUCAUUAAACCAACCCAUAGAACUAAAGAUCCACAGAACAUAUAGCUUUAGCUAAUUCACCUUGAUUCUGAGGUCCUGGUUAUUGUGACUCAUGAAGGCCUGCACAACACAAAUAACAUAGCACAUAACACGGAUUUUCAAAUCUCUGGUUCAGAUAUUCCUACAGCUUCAACAACGAAGUAUGCGUCCUCUACUGAAGUUAUCUCUUCAGAUCCGAUACCAAUGGAAGGAAAUGAGUUGUUUCCAUCUUCUAUGAACCCAUUGAGCGGGGAUGGGAAAAGAGAACUGAAAAGGGACCCCAUCCGUAAUUCAUGCGAGAAUAAAAAAAAGUGGAAAUAGGUUUAACAAUGUCAAACAGCCUAACGCUGGAAAUAAGGAACAAAACAGUCUUCGUUCAAAAAAUAAAUGGCACAAAACAGUCCACAAAUGUUUGAAAUUAUUUACCGUUUUCAUAUCAGCACAAUUGGAACUGCUCCCGUUGACGCAAUCUGACCAAAAAAACAUAUUGGGAUUACAAGCAUAGGACUCAAAGAGAAUCGUGGAAAGAAGCCGUCCAAAGCUGUACGAAGGGCUUGAAACCUGCUUGUAUAAUUUUGGUCAAAAAGAAGUUCAAAAGAAAAGCUAACAGCUGACUGUCAAACACAAAUGUAGAUAGUGUUACGUUAGAUUUAUGAGCAAAAAUCUCCAGCUGAUCUGUGUCUAUGAUUUGCAGGAAAGUCAUAAGUUAAGGUCUAACACAUGGCAGGAGAGGAAAAUCAUGCUACUGCCAGGCAGGAUAGCCACUGUGAAGACAUGGAUGAUUUUACUGUCAAGAGAGAAGAAUAUGAUGAUCAGGAUGAUACCGAUAUUCCCAUCGAAGAAGUCAAUGUGAAUGGUGAUGAUGAUGAUGCUGACCACAAUGUUUCCAACGAAGAGAACCCUCUGACUGGAGAUGACGAGGAGAAUGAAAAUCUGGCAAGCCUUACCGACGAUCAAGUCAUUGGUAGGAAGUUCAACAACAUUGAGGAAGCUUAUGCUUUCUACAACAAGUAUGCCAGAGCUUGGGGGUUUUUGGUGGGACGAGAAAAGAAAUAUAAAACCAAAGAAGGGCAAAUCACUUAAAAAAUUUGGCUGCUCUAGUGCAGGAACAAAACGUAAAAGAGGAAAGGAAUUACAGAGAUCUGCGAGAUGCAUUACAAGGUUUGAAUGUACAGCUAUGAUGCAUGUUCAUCUGGACAUGUCAGAUUCUAAGUUUGUUGUCGAUGCUUUCAAUGUCUAUCAUACCCAUGAUCCGGUUGGACAAAAAUUGGUGCAUCAUAUGAGAUCCUAUCGACGCUUAGAUGAAGCAACAAAGUCUGAAGUACGUU
Messenger RNA from Linum trigynum, 2248 nucleotides. Lineage: Eukaryota; Viridiplantae; Streptophyta; Magnoliopsida; Malpighiales; Linaceae. The record is from the annotation of a GenBank genome assembly.